This is a messenger RNA of Neolamprologus brichardi, 2341 nucleotides long. The record is from RefSeq and is a predicted model, not a curated record. NCBI's taxonomy places the organism in Eukaryota, Metazoa, Chordata, Actinopteri, Cichliformes, Cichlidae.
GCCCGGCCUGUGUGUUGUGAAUUACAAUGAGGUUUAUUGUGUAGUUUUUAUUAAAUAUAACCGCAUGACUUGUACAUCGUCACGAAAGGCUUUACUUAUUGGACAGUAGGCAUUAUUUUCGAGAGGUUGAAUGUGGUCAUAACAUCCGGUAAGGUGGUUUUCGGGCUGCUUCAGUGAAGGAAGACGCAAAGUUGCAAAAAGGUGACCGGGUGAUUUGACAUCAACGACACAGUGUAAUUCCUUAAAAUGGAGAGUGAGGAUGAUCUGGAUAUUCUGACCGCGCUGCUGGCUGAGAGCGAGGGUAUUGGUGAAGAACAAGAAAGCCAGGAGCACGCGGACGAUCUGGACGGGCUGUUUGAUGAGGAAAAUGACGAGGAGUACAAAGAGGGCGUCGAGGAGGAAGAGCGCAAUGUGGACGAGAUGUUGGAGCUCUUUGGAGAUGUGGAUGACAUCAAACAAGAGGAGAAGGACAAAGAAUCAGAGGGUGACCGUGAGAACCUGAACAAGUCGAAAGAGGAUUUACAAGCACCUGCAGCGUCCCAUAGCAGACCUGCAGCAGCUGCGUCAGCAGUGCAGCCUAAAGCUCCUUCUUAUCCAUCUCUUCCCAAAGACGUGGCUCUUGAGAAAUAUUCAGGACUGCGGCUCAGAAAGCCACGUGUUUCUUCUAGCGAGAUGGACCGUAAGAUGGCUGACCGCCGUCUGAUUCGACUGUCACAGUUACCGGAGCGUAUGGCUCGGGAGAAGCUGGAAGACAGCGACUGGGUGACGUUUGCUGUGCUGGUCAAUAAAGCCACGCCUCAAAGCAACAGCAGUGGCAAAACCUUUAGCAUCUGGAAACUCAAUGACCUCCAUAACCUGGAAGUGUUUGUGUCUCUGUUUCUGUUUGGUGAAGUUCACAAAGAGCACUGGAAGACUGAGACGGGCACAGUAGUCGGACUCCUCAACCCAAACUCCAUGAAGCAGAAAGAAGGAUAUGACGGGGUGAGCCUGACGGUGGAUCACCCACAGAAGGUGCUGCUGAUGGGUGAAGCUCAGGACUACGGUAUCUGCAAGGGUGUGAAGAGGAACGGAGAGCCAUGCUCGCAGAUAGUUAACAUGUAUGAGUGCCCAUACUGCCAGUAUCAUGUCAAGGCCCAGUAUAAGAAGAUGAGCUCAAAAAGGGCCGAGCUGCAGUCGUCGUUUUCCGGAAGAGCGCCCAGUAAAGUCAUGGGGAAGGGGAAGGCGGGUGGCCUGAGAGAGCGGAUUUGUCAGGACGGUUUCUACUACGGCGGCGUGUCCUCUGCUGCCUGUGCCGCCUCACUGACCGCGUCCAAACCAAACAAACCCACCCAGAAAACUCUGGACAAGCUGUUUGUGAGAGGCUCGGCUCAGCUCGGCCAAGAUUGUUUAAUGUCACCAAAAGCUGCUUCUGAAGUCCCCACGGCCUCCCAAAGCCCAGCGGCGCCCCACACUCCGACCCUGGGCCGAGGCUUCUCCAAGGGAGAUGAUAUCCUCUUCUUUGAUACCAGCCCCCCUCCAGCUCCUUCUCCCAGCACCCUCAACCUAUCAGCUGCCAAGCUGGCUGCUCUGAAGAGGCUAAGGGCUAAAGACACGGGGCUGGUGAAGGAAGACCCCAACGCUGUGAAGAGGAAGAGGAGUGACAGCAGUGAGAUCAAUGCCCGAGUAGAGCGGAAUCGCACCUCACCCAGUGCCUCAGCUAAUGAGGAGGAGGAGCCGGUGCAGAAAAAGAAGCGAGAACAACUCGACUAUGUCCAGUCAGAGGAGUUUCAGAAGAUCCUGAAAGCAAAAUCUCGCCACGGGAUUAUACUUCAAGCGGCGGAGUACCAGCUACAAGAGCGCUACUUCAGUGUUCUGGUGAAGAAGGAGCAGAUGGAGGAGAAGAUGAGGAACAUCAGAGAGAUGAAGUGUCGGGCUGUCACCUGUAAAAAGUGUAGUUACACCUACUUCAAGCCGGCGGAUCGUUGUGUAGAGGAGAACCAUGAUCUGCGGUGGCACGAGGCAAUGAAACGCUUCUUUAAAUGUCCUUGUGGACAGAGAGCCAUUGCUCUGGACAGACUGCCACACAAACACUGCAGCAACUGCGGUCUGUUUAAAUGGGAACGAGAUGGGAUGUUGAAGGAGAAAACUGGCCCUAAGCUUGGUGGAGAGCUCCUCCUGCCUCGAGGAGAGGAGCAUGCCAAAUUCCUCAACAGCAUGAAGUGAUUUAUUAUUGAGGGAGCAACCUAUAGACUUUUAUGUAUGUAAUUUAAGGUUUUACCAGGCUUUCAUUAGUAUCAGUUCUGUUUUUAAAUUUUGACAUUAUGUAGCUCUUGAGUGUCUGUGGUGAUACCAGAUGUGCUGC